Bipolaris oryzae ATCC 44560 is the source of this 801-nucleotide messenger RNA. RefSeq lists its product as uncharacterized. The transcript has 3 exons. Lineage: Eukaryota; Fungi; Ascomycota; Dothideomycetes; Pleosporales; Pleosporaceae. Bases 1 to 801 code for a protein of 266 amino acids. Gene Ontology annotation, biological process: biosynthetic process. The record is from RefSeq and is a predicted model, not a curated record.
AUGUCUUCUUCUGUAGAAGCUCGCACCAACCCUGCACUCAUCCAAAAGGGAGACCCAUCCCGUGCGCCACUCUUUCUUUUACAUGACUCUGGUGGAACAGUGUCCUAUUGUUACAGGCUACGAAAUAUCGGCCGCACUAUCUACGCGAUUCACAACCCAUCGUUUUAUUCGCAAACAAAAUGGAAGGGGGGAAUUUUGGGCUUGGUGGAAGAACAUAUCAAGCUUAUUAAGUCUGUGGUUCCAUCGGGAGAGAUUUUGGUUGGAGGUUGGUCGCUUGGUGGCCAGUUGGGUAUCGACAUUGGACGUGUGCUAGCUCGUAAUCGACGCUCGAAAUUGAGUGUGAAGGGCAUAGUAUUGAUAGAUACAAUAUACCCAUACUGGGGUCCUCCGGAGGCCGUCCAUGCGGACGUCUCGAUCGAUCUCGUGCUCAACAAUGUUCCAUCUGAUCUGAAGGAGAGCAUGCUCCGCUGCAUGGAUUGGUCCAAGGAAGACUGCGACGAAUGGGUUCUCAGAAACUGGAAAGGCGACAUUGACCAACUCGGCGAUGUCGAGAGUGAAGAGCCUGCUCCUGCCGUCUUGAUUCACGCGAAUAAGCUGAUCGUCGAAGAAACCUCAGAGGGUGUGAGGUGCAUGGUUGAUCAGUACAAGGACCAGAAGAAUGGAUGGAAUUUCUUCCCUCAUCAAUUUAUUGCCGCUAUAUGGGACACUCCGGUACAUCACUUUGGGUUAUUCGAUGAGACAUCUGUCCAAGAGACUACCGACAUGAUAAAGCGGGCAUGCGAUCUUCUCGCUGAAGAUUGA